This is a messenger RNA of Colletotrichum orchidophilum, 447 nucleotides long. RefSeq lists its product as uncharacterized. The transcript has a single exon. The record is from RefSeq and is a predicted model, not a curated record. The coding region runs from base 1 to 447 and encodes 148 amino acids. NCBI's taxonomy places the organism in Eukaryota, Fungi, Ascomycota, Sordariomycetes, Glomerellales, Glomerellaceae.
AUGUAUCACUGUGAUAUAACUUGGUACACCCCCGAGCCCUUGGAAGACCAGCAAAAACUUGAACACGGAUCACAAUACCUGCAACUACGUCGACAAUCACGAGAACAAGAGGCCGUCUCCGCAGACACGAGGACGCACAGCCACCGGCCUGCGCAGCAUCAGCAGCAGCAAAGUCAACACGAUCAACUCAGCUUCGUGAAGCUUUUGUUUGUCAGACACCUUCAGGCAUCACAUCAUCGGGACGGCAACCACAUUAGCGAACACACGUGCAGCCAGCUGAGGUCGAGCCCGCGCCCAGGGGUUCUCACACCCAGUCAACGAACUCUGUUAUCGCGUCUCCCAACCGCAUCGUCGGUAUCACAAUCUUACCAAGUCGGCCCUAGCAGCGCCACGCCGACACGACCCUGCGUAUCAUCAUCACGUCGCCCCUUUGGCCCUUUUGGGUAG